Aethalodelphis obliquidens (Pacific white-sided dolphin) is the source of this 1762-nucleotide messenger RNA. It is a transcript of the gene ABHD14B, whose product is annotated as abhydrolase domain containing 14B. Gene Ontology annotation, biological process: positive regulation of transcription by RNA polymerase II. Lineage: Eukaryota; Metazoa; Chordata; Mammalia; Artiodactyla; Delphinidae. Gene Ontology annotation, molecular function: hydrolase activity. The coding region runs from base 10 to 843 and encodes 277 amino acids. The transcript is spliced from 4 exons. The record is from RefSeq and is a predicted model, not a curated record. Gene Ontology annotation, cellular component: cytoplasm.
GUGAGAAGGAUGGGUCUAGCAGCACCCGUCGACCCUGGGACGGCUUGCGGCCACAAGCGGGCGCCCCGGAGCACGGCCCGGCCCACGCCCUCCGGCGGGCCACAUCCCUGCUUCCCCGCCCCGGGCCCCAGUCGCCGCCUGCACUCGCCUGCCUCCUAUUUGCGAGAGCCCACGCAGCUCCCCAGGUGCUUCACCAGCACAGCAGGAGGUAUGGCGGGCGUGGAGCAGCACGAGGGCACCAUCCAGGUGCAGGGCCAGAGCCUCUUUUUCCGAGAGGCUCACCCGGGCAGUGGGCAGGCCACCCGCUUCUCCGUGCUGCUGUUGCAUGGCAUACGCUUCUCCUCCGAGACCUGGCAGAACCUGGGCACGCUGCACAGGCUGGCCCAGGCUGGCUACUGGGCUGUGGCUAUUGACCUGCCAGGUCUGGGGCGAUCCAAGGAAGCAACAGCCCCUGCCCCUGUUGGGGAGCUGGUCCCCAGCAGCUUUCUGGCAACUGUGGUGGAUGCCUUGGAUAUGGGCCCCCCAGUCGUGAUCAGCCCAUCGUUGAGUGGCAUGUACUCCCUGCCCUUCCUCGUGGCCCCAGGCUCCCAGAUCCGGGGCUAUGUGCCAGUGGCCCCCAUCUGCACUGACAAAAUCAAUGCUGCCGACUAUGCCAGAGUGAAGACCUCGGUUCUUAUCGUGUAUGGAGACCAGGACCCCAUGGGUCAGACCAGCUUUGAGCACCUGAAGCAGCUGCCCAACCACCGGGUGUUAGUCAUGGAGGGGGCGGGGCACCCCUGUUACCUUGACAAACCCGAGGAGUGGCAUACAGGGCUGCUGGAUUUCCUGCAGGAGCUAGCAUGAGGCGCAGCCCUGCUGAUGGGGGUGGGCCACUUGCCUGCCUUGGGCUCUCUCUCACUCAUUCUCUCUCCUUCCCUUCGUGGGCUCCUGCUCAUCCUGCACAUCCAACAGGUGUGUCUUUCUAUCUGAGUUCUUUUAGGGUCUGUCUUUUCCUCUUCUUUCUCUUGCAGUGACAGACUGAAGAGGUGAAAUCAAGAGGAAAAAAUUCAGGAAUCAAGGGACAUAAUCUGGUGGAGGGUAAUCCAUUAGAUGAGCUUCUCCUAUAGGCUUUCCUGCUCGGCUUGCAUUCCUUCCUCUGCUCUGCCCAGCCUCCCCCCACCUCCCAGCUCCUCCUUUGGCUGCCCUGCUGGGCACAAACACCCCCUACCUUCACCUCUUAGGCCACAAAUACAUACAUGCCCACAUGCAUGCAUACACAUUACAGUCAUCUAUGUUCCCAAAUAUGAUCCUUCACUUGGGGGCAACCACACAGGUACAUGCAACUCUGGGCUGAUACGCACACUCUCACAGCAGCUUUGCAUUGCAUGCACAGGCACACACACACAUACUCUGUCCCCACACAAGCACUUGCACAGGCACAUGCUGCCCUCCCCAACCAUUCAGCACCCCAUGGCUGGGAAGGUGGGGACACCAUGAGGCCAGCCCUUGCAGGAGACCCUCUACCAAGCUUAGGGUGUGGCCAGCUUUGAACUUCACUCACCCACAGGUUGCAGCUGGCCCCCAGAUCAGAAAUGCCCACAAAAGGGAAGGGCCAUCACUUCGACCCUCAGAUCUCCCAGCUUUUCCACUUUCUUCUGGGUGCUCCACAGCUCCCCAGGUUAUUAGGCCUGGGUCUUCUCAGCCAAGCUAGUUUCCUGCUCUGAGUUUUGGGGGGUGGGGAGACAGAGAUUGGAGGUCUGUGAAAUAAAGUGAUGCAAUUAGA